AUGAAUUGUCCAGCUUUAACGACAGUUUCAUUAAAUACAGUUAAUUACCUCGGAACUGAUUCAUUUACUAAAUGUCCGAACAUUGUUUCAGUAUCAUUUGAUAAAUUACAACAGGUUCCUAACUGUUUCUCCGGCUGCAAGAAAGUAAAAGAUGUUUCUUUCCAUGAUGCCAUUCUUUGUUCAGAAGAAGCCUUCAAAGACUGCAUCUCCUUAGAAACAAUCACUUUGCCAUCAACAAGAAUCAUUUAUCCUUCAUCUUUCAAGGGAUGCACCUCAUUAAAGAGUUUUUCAAUACCAAGACUCGGAGAUAUAAGAGAAGAAUGCUUCAGUGGAUGA
This is a messenger RNA of Trichomonas vaginalis G3, 336 nucleotides long. Its product is annotated as ribonuclease inhibitor domain-containing protein. NCBI's taxonomy places the organism in Eukaryota, Parabasalia, Trichomonadida, Trichomonadidae. The record is from RefSeq and is a predicted model, not a curated record. The transcript has a single exon. Bases 1 to 336 code for a protein of 111 amino acids.